This is a messenger RNA of Pelobates cultripes (western spadefoot toad), 729 nucleotides long. NCBI's taxonomy places the organism in Eukaryota, Metazoa, Chordata, Amphibia, Anura, Pelobatidae. The record is from the annotation of a GenBank genome assembly.
AUGACCAAGUGCAUCGUCAAAGGAUGUGCAAACACCACCAGCAAGAACAGCGGAUUCAAGCUGCAUGGCUUCCCCAACUCCCUGACGGCAAUAAAAUGUUGGCUUAAGCAAAUCGGAAACGAGAUCGGCGACAUUGACGCCCUUGCACAGCACAUUCUGGAUUCAAGAAAACGUUGGAUUUUUUGCAUUUGUUCUGCUCCCUUUUCACCCCUGUGUUACAUUUGGGAUGGUAAAAAAUUAAUUCUGAGAGGAGAUGCCGUCCCCACUAUAUUCCCUGGGACAAAAUCCAGAGCAGUCGUUGCGGCAACAGGCGACAUUAAUGCCAGUCAUUUACCAGCCAAGAAAAUCAAAGUGGAUUCUCUUCCAAAACUUCUUUCACCUGCACAGGGACUGACCAGCAUUGACACCGAAAGGGGACAGUGCAGGAAAUGCUGCCAUCCAGUACACAUCACGAAAGAUGCAUACACGUCAACACACAAGAAAAUGGUCAAUACGUCUUCAGAUCCGCCAUGUAAUCGACGUGACAGAGGAGUGCAGUGGCCAGAGUUCGAGUUUAACUUUGAUGGUGAGCUGUGGAAGGUGCAACUUGACCACUUCUACCCUAGCACAAGCUCGAUCCAAGCAAAGGCCAUAAAGAAAUGCAAAACAUCUGCCCAAAGUCAUGAGCAUCCUUAUGCAUCUGGCACCAUAACGUCUCCAAACCACAUAUAUAACCCCCAGCCCUACUGA